GAGUUUAAAGGCCCGCCAAACUGCUCUCGGCGCCCAAGAUUUGGGAGCGCUUCGCCAUGGGUGGUUGGCUUCUUCUCCUCGUCGCCGGCAGCCUCUGGGCGAGCUGCGGGGAAGGUAGCCGCCCGACGUGCGAUUAUCCGCCGCAACUUUGGUGCAGUUCCAAAGAGAUCGCCCAAGCCUGCCAGGUGGAGAAGCAUUGCACCAGGUUGAUCUCCAACUUCCCGAAAGCCGACCGCGUCUCUGUGAGCCUCUACUAUGAAUCCCUCUGUUCUGGUUGCCGCGAAUUUCUGGUACUGAUGCUCUUUCCCACUUGGCUGAUGCUACAUGACAUCAUGAACGUCACUUUAGUUCCCUACGGGAAUGCAGAGGAGUCUAAAGAGGCUACAAAAUGGCAUUUUGAGUGCCAGCAUGGCAAAGAGGAAUGCUUGGGGAACAUGAUAGAGGCUUGUAUUAGCCACCUGUAUCCAGAGAUUGAUUUGGGGCUCAUCUUCUGCAUGGAGUCAAGUAACGAUGUCAUCGGCAGCUUGCCACUGUGCCUGAAACUGUAUGCUCCCAACGCCUCUCUAUCAGAUAUCAAGGCGUGUGUGAACGGAGACCUAGGUAACAAGCUUAUGCAUAGGAAUGCUGAACUCACCAGGGCUCUGAAACCGCGUCAUGAGUAUGUGCCAUGGAUUCUCAUCAAUGGGACCCACACUGAAAAACUUCAAACCCAAGCACAAGAAUCUCUCUUCAAUUUGGUGUGCAGCUUGUACAAGGGAGAUUUGCCAGCUGCCUGCAAAAGGCCAGAAGAACGUUCUUUUCUUUCUUUUUCCCCAAAUCACGCUUUCCUGAGGAAUGCCGCACCCAACUUGUCCGACCUUCUGGGGAGAGAGAAGACAGUUCAUCAGUCUGCCCGAACAAAAGCAAAAGAAACCUUUUAGGAUUUUAAUCCUACAUGUCACAUUAUCUGUUGAAUUUUCCUGCUACAAGGUGGAGCUUAGGUCUGGAAUGUGGGGAAGUCAAGGAACAACUGCCUCUUUCAAAGAGGCAGAAGCAAAAUCAGGGCCAGAUGUUUUGGGAAGAAGAGUGGUGUCUUGAUUUUCUUGGUGCUACAAGAAUAAACAUUUGGAAAAGUAA
Messenger RNA from Protobothrops mucrosquamatus (brown spotted pit viper), 1116 nucleotides. RefSeq names its product IFI30 lysosomal thiol reductase (gene IFI30). Gene Ontology annotation, cellular component: lysosome. Gene Ontology annotation, molecular function: oxidoreductase activity, acting on a sulfur group of donors, disulfide as acceptor. NCBI's taxonomy places the organism in Eukaryota, Metazoa, Chordata, Lepidosauria, Squamata, Viperidae. The transcript is spliced from 7 exons. The coding region runs from base 57 to 920 and encodes 287 amino acids. The record is from RefSeq and is a predicted model, not a curated record.